Molecule: messenger RNA, 315 nt
Organism: Helianthus annuus (common sunflower)
Lineage: Eukaryota; Viridiplantae; Streptophyta; Magnoliopsida; Asterales; Asteraceae
Product: chaperone protein dnaJ 11, chloroplastic
Exons: 1
Coding region: 1-315 (104 amino acids)
Source: RefSeq, a predicted model, not a curated record
AUGAAGACCAAUAGAUCGUUCGAUACGUUUAGUAACCUCUCGUUGUACGAUGUGCUCGGUGUUGAGAUCGGAGCAGAUACACGAGAGGUGAAGUUGGCGUACCGGAGAUUAGCUAGGGUUUUGCAUCCAGAUGUGAGAAGUUGUGAGUCGUCGGCAGAUGAGUUUAUGAAAGUGCAUUCGGCUUAUGUUAUGCUUACGGAUCCUUUGAAACGAGCGGAGUAUGAUCGGAGUUUGGUGCAGAGAAGGACGGGAGGUGUGUGUUUGGUGAGAUCUGCUGGUGGUUGUAGGAGGUGGGAGACUGAUCAGUGUUGGUAG